Mucor velutinosus is the source of this 1500-nucleotide messenger RNA. It is a transcript of the gene SPT20, whose product is annotated as Transcription factor spt20. The transcript has a single exon. NCBI's taxonomy places the organism in Eukaryota, Fungi, Mucoromycota, Mucoromycetes, Mucorales, Mucoraceae. The record is from RefSeq and is a predicted model, not a curated record. The coding region runs from base 1 to 1500 and encodes 499 amino acids.
AUGGUACAAAAAGUCAGGAAAUCAAAAAAGAAGGUUGCGAGCAAGCCCAACACAUCAGCUAACGCGGCGAAACCAGCAGCUUCUGAACAACAGCCACCUAAAUCGCCAAUGCAAGAUGCCCAAAAUGAGCAGAAUUGGACACCUAUGCAACUCGAACAAAUAGAACUCUCCAAGAAGCUUGAUAACUACAUUUCAGGAUUUCAAAAGAAGCUUCUGCGCCUCAAUUUUCAGCCUUCUAACCGCGAGCUUGUCAUCUUAUUCAUCAUGAACUUACAUCCACGUUGGCGUCGUAUGGUCGAACCUGUGGAACUGUCUUGCUCAAGUUGGGUAGAGGCAGCUGCUUUUGCUCGACUGCAUUGCGCAAGAGUCUCUGCCAUUUUGGGAUGUGAGAAUAGAGCUGAUGCGAUAUUCAAGACAUCGGAGGUAAGGGCGUUGAGAGAUUCAGGUUACUUUGCGCCCGAUGAUGCAGACUUGAAACAUCAUACGCCAGAAUCAAUUGCACAUUUAUUGAAUCCGGAGGAAGACAACGAUUCUGAAAAGUCAGAUGCAGAGAAUAAAUUAGGAUCUUCGUCGCCUCCAGUACCUACUGUUUACAUGAAUAAUACCAUGUCAGUGUCACCUGUCAUCAAUGCUACUUCAGCGUCAACAGCACCGCCGGUAAAGUCAGCAUCAGUUGAAGCACCAACAGAUCAGAUUCGAAAUGUCAGUUCGCCCAAAAAGGUUGUUGACGAGAAGGAAGGCAAAUCAGCAGGAAGAGAGAAAGAAAAAGUUUCGCCAUCUGCAUUGCCCUCAGUCUCGCAAUCAUCUACAUCAGAGUCAUCACAAACUUUAAAGCCGGACGUCAAAGACUUGACUCCUGCCUCUACUGCUGCUUCCACUGCUGCUACCGCAUCUUCAUCUUCAUCUUCACCGCCACCGACAAAAGCACAAAUGCAAGCCAAAGUACAACAAGCCAUUAAGAAUCGAAAGGAAAAGGAAAAGGAAAAGGAGAAGAAGGCACAAACUCAAAUGCAGCAACAGAUGAAACAAUUGGAGAAAAUGAGCACGAUUACACCUGACCAGAUGGGAACAGUAUUGACCAACAUACCAAAGCAACAUUUAGGCAUCAAUUUAACCUUUUUAGAGCUGCCAGUCAAUGGUAAAAAGGUCAAGGGAUUAUUAGCAAAACUGUCGUGGGGAAGCUCUGCUAUAUCUGUCGAUUGUGCUCAACGAUUAGGUUUAAAGAUGAAACCAAGCGACCAUUUAUGCAUCAACACAGAUUUUGGUUAUGUGGAUUCCGUUGGUAUUUUGACUCUGCCUAUUCAUCACCCUGCAGAUCCAACUGGAACAAAGUCUGAAAUGAAUAUUCAGGUCUUACCCAUGAUUUACGGUGGAAAAGUGGAUCUUGUGCUUGGCGCAGACUUCUUUUGUUUUUAUAAUCCCACUUUAAAUAUCAGAACAAGAGCCAUUUGUUUCUUGGAAAAGGAAACCCCCUACAUCGUUGAAAAGCUCGUAGAAUAG